CACACCUGACCCUGCCCCGCUGAGGACCUGAGGGCGAUCCGGGAGGCACCUGCUCCAGCCUCCGCCUCUCUGCGGGGACGGGGCCCGGCAGCCCCCGGGCAGCCACUGGACAGCCGCUGCCUACAGGACAAGCGCCGCGACUUCCGGGCACCCGGCGGAGUCCGCGGCCUGGCGCCCGAGGUAAUUGGUCCUCACUUGCUAGCCGUCGGCGUCAGUGGCCGGCCUGGCAGGGUCCACGUGACUCCAGGCAGCAGGCAGGAGCAUGGCCGCCAGCAGGCCGCUGUCCCGCUUCUGGGAGUGGGGGAAGAACAUCGUGUGCGUGGGCCGGAACUACGCGGACCACGUCCGGGAGAUGCAGAGCGCCGCGCCCAGCGAGCCGGUGCUCUUCUUGAAGCCGUCCACCGCCUACGCCCCAGAGGGCUCGCCAGUGCUCGUGCCCGCCUACACCCGCAACCUGCACCACGAGCUCGAGCUCGCCGUGGUGAUGGGCAAGCGCUGCUGCGCCGUCCCCGAGGCCGCGGCCAUGGACUACGUGGCCGGCUAUGCCCUGUGCCUGGACAUGACCGCCAGGGACGUGCAAGACGAGUGCAAGAAGAAGGGGCUGCCAUGGACUCUGGCCAAGAGUUUCACGGCCUCCUGCCCGGUCAGUGCCUUCGUCCCCAAAGAGAAGAUCCGUGACCCUCACAACCUGAAGCUGUGGCUCAAGGUCAACGGCGAACUCAGGCAGGAGGGUGAGACAUCCUCCAUGAUUUUUUCCAUCCCCUACAUCAUCAGCUACGUUUCUAAGAUCAUGACCUUGGAAGAAGGAGAUAUUAUCUUGACCGGGACGCCAAAGGGAGUGGGACCCGUUAAAGAAAAUGAUGAGAUCCAGGCUGGCAUACAUGGCGUCCUCAGUAUGAAGUUCAAGGUGGAGAGGCCAGAAUAUUGAGUGUAUAUUAUACAAAGCACCCUAACUUCUUAACAUACGUUUCAGGGGGAAAGGAAAUGAGAGACAAAAGCAAGCAACGGUUAUUUAAUUAAACGUGACAAUCCUUUAAGAAGAAACCAAUUUUUUAAAAUGAUUGAUAUGCCUCAACCCGAGGAAGAUGGACCCUCGGAGAAAACCUGACCUUUAGAAGAGCUGGGCUAGAAAUGGAAAUGAAAAACAGUGUCUCCUAGGAAACAGGAAGUCAAGAUGUUCAAAAGACUUACUUUCUUUUUCUAAAACUGGACUGGAUUAGACUUUUCAGUGGGUUGCUCAAGGACCACGUGUUCAAGGCUUAAAAUCUGUAAAGGAGGUGGAAAAACACGUUUCAUCAGUGUUUCCUAAAGUUCUUUUAUGACCAUGAAAACCAUCUGGAGGUAUUUGUAAAAAUAAAAAUUUCCAAUUACUGGACCAUCCCAGGCGCAAUGUGUUACUUAAUGGACUCAAUCUCUGGCACUCCAAGUGAUUCUUAUCACAGAAAUAUGGAGAAACACUAGUCCACAUAGUCGGUUAACUUAAAGUUUUAUUUAAUAAGUGAGCAAUUAAUGAAGACCUCACUCAUUUAGUUAGGGUGUGUAUUCUGGCCCAUAGAGUCUGAGUUUGGGGGAUGAUUUUGAAACUGUUGUUUCCUAAAUAAAUAUGCUAU
Molecule: messenger RNA, 1610 nt
Organism: Capra hircus (goat)
Lineage: Eukaryota; Metazoa; Chordata; Mammalia; Artiodactyla; Bovidae
Gene: FAHD1
Product: fumarylacetoacetate hydrolase domain containing 1
Exons: 1
Coding region: 263-928 (221 amino acids)
Cellular component (GO): mitochondrion
Molecular function (GO): acetylpyruvate hydrolase activity
Source: RefSeq, a predicted model, not a curated record